Otolemur garnettii (small-eared galago) is the source of this 4812-nucleotide messenger RNA. It is a transcript of the gene SLC41A1, whose product is annotated as solute carrier family 41 member 1. Gene Ontology annotation, cellular component: plasma membrane. Gene Ontology annotation, biological process: monoatomic cation transport. Gene Ontology annotation, molecular function: monoatomic cation transmembrane transporter activity. The coding region runs from base 889 to 2430 and encodes 513 amino acids. The record is from RefSeq and is a predicted model, not a curated record. NCBI's taxonomy places the organism in Eukaryota, Metazoa, Chordata, Mammalia, Primates, Galagidae. The transcript has 11 exons.
CGUGGAAGCGAAGCGGCGGCGUCCUCGCUGUAACGCAGGGGCGAAAUGUAGCGAGCCGGGUGUCGGGGCUGGACUCUAGCCUUGGCUGGGGGUGUAGGGGGACACCCCGGGGGCCGAGGAGCACUGCCGAGGAGGAGUGAUGAGAAGAGGGGGUACCCUGCACCCCCCGAGACCACGGGCCCCUGCUGCCACUCUCCAGGCUCCCCCCUUCCUCCCAAGCGAGGGGCAGGUAUUCCACACAGACUCUCGUGACUUUAAGGACCAGGGAUUUGGGGAGGUACAAGAUCUUCUCAGGAAGGGAGCAAAUCUCUGGAAGAGAGAGGAAGGACCACAGACACUGCCCUGGGACCAGCUGAGCCUGAGGAGCUGUGGGAGGCUGGAGGAACCCAGCAAAAGGAGAAGGCAGGAGACACAGCCCCGGGCUAAGGCUGUGUUCUGAAACCUUUGAACUCAAGCUACUUUUUACGAAAGAGGGGCCUCUUCAGAGGGCACUCCAGACUUUGGUUGGGCUCUUCUACUCUGGAUGCCCCCUGCUCUGAGGAGCCUGCUGCUGAGAACCAAAGAAGACAAGAGGCCGGACAAGUUUCCCCCAAGCACAGAGCUGGUCGGUUGGAGUCAGGCACCUGCACCCCUAGUGGCUGGCUGCUGAGUCUGGCGAGGAGUUUCUUGUUUCCCUCCAGCUUGCAGCUUCAGUGCUUGAUGGGGCUGCCUGUUGGUGGAUCAGUUUUUGCAGUGCCUGGUAGGAGCAGAGAGCCGUGGGAAGAGGUCCCGCGGCAUCCAAGCCUGGGUUCACCCCAAGAUUAAGUACUUCCCCCAAGUUAGAGAGGGAGAGAGAAAGCGGGAAAAAGAAUAAGGAAAAGUUCUCCCUUCCCCUCCUCCCUGCCUGUCAUGUCCUCUAAGACAGAGCUGAAGGAAGUCCACCAGCUGAAUGGGACUGGCCCUACUGCCUCUCCUUGCUCUUCAGAUGGCCCCGGGCGAGAGCCCUUGGCCGGGACCUCAGAGUUCCUGGGGCCUGAUGGGGCUGGGGUAGAGGUGGCGAUUGAGUCUCGGGCCAACGCCAAGGGGGUUCGGGAGGAGGACGCCCUGCUGGAGAACGGGAGCCAGAGCAAUGAAAGUGACGACGUCAGCACAGACCGUGGCCCCGCACCCCCCUCUCCCCUCAAGGAGACCUCUUUUUCCAUCGGGCUGCAAGUGCUGUUUCCCUUCCUCCUGGCAGGCUUUGGGACUGUGGCUGCUGGCAUGGUGCUGGACAUCGUGCAGCACUGGGAAGUCUUUCAGAAGGUGACGGAGGUCUUCAUCCUGGUGCCUGCACUGUUGGGGCUCAAAGGAAACCUGGAAAUGACCCUGGCAUCAAGGCUUUCCACUGCAGCCAACAUCGGACACAUGGACACACCCAAGGAGCUCUGGCGGAUGAUCACUGGGAACAUGGCCCUCAUCCAGGUGCAGGCCACGGUGGUGGGCUUCCUGGCAUCCAUAGCAGCCGUCGUGUUUGGCUGGAUCCCUGAUGGCCACUUCAGUAUCCCACAUGCCUUCCUGCUCUGUGCUAGCAGCGUGGCCACAGCCUUCAUUGCCUCCUUGGUCCUGGGUAUGAUCAUGAUCGGAGUCAUCAUUGGCUCUCGAAAGAUUGGGAUAAACCCAGACAACGUGGCCACACCCAUUGCUGCCAGCCUGGGCGACCUCAUCACCUUGGCGCUGCUCUCAGGCAUCAGCUGGGGACUCUACCUGGAACUGAAUCACUGGCGAUACAUCUACCCCCUGGUGUGUGCCUUCUUUGUGGCCCUGCUGCCUGUCUGGGUGGUGCUGGCCCGACGGAGCCCAGCCACGAGGGAGGUGUUGUACUCAGGCUGGGAGCCUGUCAUCAUUGCCAUGGCCAUCAGCAGUGUGGGAGGCCUCAUCUUGGACAAAACUGUCUCAGACCCCAACUUUGCAGGGAUGGCUGUCUUCACACCUGUGAUUAACGGUGUUGGGGGCAAUCUGGUGGCAGUGCAGGCCAGCCGAAUCUCCACCUUCCUGCACAUGAAUGGGAUGCCAGGGGAGAACACUGAGCAAGCUCCUCGCCGCUGCCCCAGUCCUUGUACCACCUUCUUCAGUCCUGAUGUGAACUCUCGCUCUGCCCGGGUCCUCUUCCUCCUUGUGGUCCCAGGACACCUGGUGUUCCUCUACACCAUCAGCUGUAUGCAGGGUGGGCACACCACCCUCACACUCAUCUUCAUCAUCUUCUACAUGACAGCUGCACUGCUCCAGGUGCUGAUUCUCCUGUACAUCGCAGACUGGAUGGUGCACUGGAUGUGGGGCCGGGGCUUAGAUCCGGACAACUUCUCCAUCCCAUACUUGACUGCUCUGGGGGACCUGCUUGGCACUGGGCUCCUAGCACUCAGCUUCCACAUCCUCUGGCUCAUCGGGGACCGAGACACGGAUGUCGGGGACUAGCUUGGUCACUCAUCCUUCUCCCCAUCCCUCUGCACUUUCUAUUUGAAAUUUUUCUUUCAUUCCCCUGUCCCUACCCCACCCCACACUCCCACCUCUUUCUAGGACUUCACUUUGAUACCAAAUUCUCAUUAUUUUCAAUGGGAAUUUUAUACAUUGAGCCAAGUUUAUAUAGCAGAUAAUUCAGGAAGGACAGACGGACUGAGAGGAGCAGUACAAGAAGAUUUUGAGACAAUCACCAAGUGCAAUUUCAUGGUGGGUGCCUCCAGGUGAGGUGGAUUAGGGCAGGGGGCUUAUGUCCAGGAUCUGGGGACAUUUGGUUUGGCUUUAGCAACCUCAGUCUUGGUCCUAAAGAGAAGCUCUUUGUGUGUGGGUUCUGGGUUUUUUUGGUUUUCUUUUAGUUUUUCCUUAUCUUGAUUGAACACAGGAAUAAAUAACACUCCCAAACACACACAUACUUUUGUAGACAUUGACCACGUCAAAGCCCUGGGCAGAAGACAGCUGCUCCAGCCCCCGCCUAUAAUCCCAGCCCUAUUCUCUGCCCUCUGGACAUAGGCCUUCCCGCUCUCAGAAGGAGUAAGGUGACCAUUUUGUGUACAUGCGUCUUACCCGAUUACCCGGUCAAUAUCACCAAUCCCUCCCUCUGAUCAUGUUCGAUUGGUAAUCACCUCCAGGAAGAAAUGAACAGUAGCUUUGUCUCCUUGCUGACCCAUGUCUACCCUUAGGGUUCUCAAAACCCAAUCCCCCUGGACCCCAAGGACUGAUUCUUUGUCUCUCUUCAACCCUCAUCUCUGAUUGUCUCUAAGCAUUACCUUCCCCAAAGUUCACCAGGUUGGGUUCUGAGAUUAGGGACAGAUCAUGGUUAUGUAAAGAGUGAUUUGGAGGUUGAGGGCAACCAGGGGUGUUUCAUUGCUGCUGUUUCUCCUGAAGACAUAAUCAUGUGGUCACUUUGGACUCUGUCACUUCCUAAAAUCAGUCAUUCUAUCAUGUCAUGAAGGUUAGUUUUCCUCUCUUGGCUAAUGCCUACACUCAUCAUUUAUGCAUUCACUCAUUCAACAAAUACACACCCUGCCCAAGAUGAACUCUUCUACAGUGGGAUCUGAAAUAUUCUUUCAGCAGUAUUUAUUGAGUGCCUACUAUGUGUUAGGUACUGCACCAGCCAAUGGUAAAGGAAACACAGCUCUAACUGUACCUCAUUCCCCUGGUUAUAGAGGCCAUGUGCCCUUUUCAAUCUGGCAAAGUUUCCUCAUUGUCAAGUAUUCUCAUCUGCUUCACCAGGCCAGGUUCUGCCUCUUUCUCCUGCCUGAAUCCCAACUCGGCCACGCUGACCACAGCUAGAGCCACCAGCCUUAUCACCCAGCCAGCUUUCAUGUCCCUAAAGUAUCCUUCCUCACCUUCCUUCCCUCCAGCUCUCCUCACCAAGCACCCAAAAGAGGAUUUAGAACUAGCAAGCUGGACAUCCAACUGGUUGCUUUUACUUUUCUCUGCCUGGCACAAAAUUGGGAGAAAAACUGGAGCCUCUGCAUUGUCCCCAUACUUUGCUCUGAACAGCUCAGAAUCUGUCCACACUCACACAUACAAAUCUGGGCAUUUGGCUGUAGGCUUUUUCUAGCCUCUCAGAAGCCUCCCCAUUAACCCUCCCCUCUGUAGCUCACCUCCAAGGGAAGGCUCAGGCAAGGGCCCUAUUUCUACCAGCACCAUGCCUUAUCCCAGGAACUUGCCCUAGACCUCCAGAGACUGUCUUUUCUCCCCCUCCUCCUCCAGCCAGGCCACCUUCUGGAAUCAUAGAACCUUAGAAAUGAAAGAAAUUGUAGAGGUUAUCUAGAUGGAGCUGUGUCCUGCAAAGCUCAUUAACACCAGCCUGGGCUUGUUUUCGCUCUUCCCUCUGGACUUCUUUCAUCUUUUUCUCCACCUCAAAACAUACUUGCACAGACUCUUCUUGUACAGGCACCAAAACCAACUCCUCUGGUCCCUGAGGCUAUCCCCCUGCGAUCUCCAGCCACCCCUGCCCUGGUCGCUCACCCCCUUCCUCAUCUUUAGAGUUCAGCCAGGCAGUCCUGGAAGAUUCUGGACUCAUCUUUCUUUGCCUAAAAAGCAGAAAGAUAGGCAUGCCCCAGGCCCUGAGUGUGUGAGCAGAGGAGGACUGUGGGGUGAGAGGGAAAGAAAAUGAAGUUGACUUUCAUGGAAGAUUUCUUUUCCUCUGAUUGCACCAACUGCAUGUAUUUUUGGCCUGGCUGUAAGGAGCAAUAUUGGUUUACUCUUGUAUCCUUAAAAAGUUACAGAACUGUGUCUUAAAAGAAUUAUUUAUAGUUACUAUAACUGAAUUGACAAAUGUCAACUUAACUGAUAAAUUAUAUUUGGUAAAAUAAAGAGGACGUUUAUUUA